Myripristis murdjan (pinecone soldierfish) is the source of this 2010-nucleotide messenger RNA. Its product is annotated as UDP-N-acetylglucosamine/UDP-glucose/GDP-mannose transporter-like. Lineage: Eukaryota; Metazoa; Chordata; Actinopteri; Holocentriformes; Holocentridae. Bases 235 to 1242 code for a protein of 335 amino acids. The record is from RefSeq and is a predicted model, not a curated record. The transcript has 13 exons.
GUACCGUCAGCUAAUCUGCGUUUCCCAGGAUAGCCAGGGAUAUUUUGUGUUGGGAUUUGGCCUGCUGGUUGAGGUCAGAGUCAGGUGAGGGUUGCGUAAAGAUUUAAGGUCGGGGUUAGGGAUACGAUAGUUGUGGCUGACACUACACCGAGGCUGCGGAGGAUGAGUGUAUGACAGUUAGAAAUUCCGUUACUGUCCUAGGAAACGCAAACUGCUGAAGCGUCACUCGGUGUCAUGGCAGAGGUCCGCAAGCGUCGCGACGGAGACACGAGCAGAGGAGCGACAGCCGCCUAUCGCGACACGGGGACGCCGGGGCCUGGCGGGGGCUCGGCUGUGCUCCACAAGCUGCUGGCCGCCGUGUUUUACGGACUCAGCUCCUUCCUCAUCGUCGUCGUCAACAAAAGCGUCCUGAGCGGCUACAGAUUUCCCUCAUCAACAUGUGUUGGAAUUGGCCAAAUGCUGGCCACCGUUGUGGUUCUGAGGAGCGGGAAGGCGUUGGGUGUUAUCGCAUUUCCAGAUUUGGAUUUGAGUAUCCCAAGCAAGAUGUUCCCCCUGCCUCUGCUGUACGUUGGGAAUCAGGUUUCAGGACUGUUUGGGACGCAGCGACUCAAUCUGCCCAUGUUUACAGUUUUGAGGAGGUUCUCGAUUUUCCUCACCAUGGUGUUUGAGGGACUCCUGCUGAAGAAGAGUUUCUCUCGGUCUGUGAAGAUGACAGUUUUUGCCAUGAUCUUCGGGGCAUUCGUCGCUGCGAGCACUGAUUUAGCCUUUGACCUUCACGGUUACGUAUUCAUAAUGCUCAACAACGUCCUGACGGCGGCCAGCGGGGCGUGCGUGAAGCAGAAACUGGAUUCCAAGGAGCUGGGGAAAUAUGGCAUUCUCUACUACAACGCUUUGAUAAUGAUUUUCCCUACCAUGGCAUACGCGUACUACGCAGGGGACUUGCAAAUGGUGCUGGAGUUCCCUGGAUGGUCUGACCUGCUGUUUGCUGCUCAGUUUGUGCUGUCCUGUGUCAUGGGCUUCGUUUUAAUGUACUCCAUCGUGCUGUGCACCCAGUACAACUCGGCACUGACCACCUCCAUUGUGGGCUGUGUUAAGAAUAUUGUUGUCACAUACAUCGGGAUGGUGUUUGGCGGAGACUACAUUUUCACCUGGACCAACUUCAUUGGUCUAAACAUCAGCAUCGCUGGAAGCCUGGUGUACUCCUACAUCACCUUCGCACAGGAACAAUCAAGAAAGGCGUAAUCCAUGGAGUCCUGCCCAUCCAUUUUUUCUCCUUCCUGGGGGGAAAAACUGCUGAAAGACUGAAAGAAAACAUAUCAUGACUACAUUCCACUUUAUACAUGUAUGUAUGUAUGAGUAGAUAUAGUGAAUAUGGACAGAACUAUUUUGUAGACCAUUUGAAUGUUUGUAAUUGAUUUUAGGUAUCCAUUACAUUUCUUUGUGAAACAUUGAGUCAGCUGUCAAUUACUGGAACAAUCAUGUAUUUUUUUUUUUUUUUUUAUCAAAGAUUAAUAAUCUAUGGUACGAUCAUUACAUCUAUGAGGACAAAGUGCCUUAACUUUUUAUAAGAAAUUCAAAUUGCCUCAUUUCAUAAUGAUUGUAAACACUCAUGGACCGUUAUUUGUUUUAGAAAUUCUGAAAAUAAAUGUUUUUACAGUCUCUCAUUGCUGUAGCAAGUUUAAACGCUGGUUUGAAUCUCAAAAUAAAACAGUUCAGAGUAAUUCUUAAUACAUUUAUUAGUUAUAACCAACAUUAUUCCAUUCACAGCCAGUCUUGGUAUACACUUCAUUUUUAUUCAUGUUGUCAUUUAUGGAGAAAAAACAUACAACACAUAAGUUGUCCAAAAAAAAAGGAAAGAAAAGAAAAAAAAAUAAAGACUACAUGAAUCAACAUUGUUUGAGGCGUUCAAGACAAACUGUUUAUCUUAAUAACCUGUGAAUGUAAGUUCAAAUCUGGAGUACAAAGUAAAACACUGAAGCAUUAAACCGAACAGCUACUGUACCAAAAAAA